Cyclocybe aegerita is the source of this 2868-nucleotide messenger RNA. The record is from the annotation of a GenBank genome assembly. NCBI's taxonomy places the organism in Eukaryota, Fungi, Basidiomycota, Agaricomycetes, Agaricales, Hemipholiotaceae.
AUGUCUUCCUCGGACCCAUCAUGCCAUACCAUCGUCUUUGAGAGCAGCGCAGAAGUGCCAUCUCCCUCAGAGCUGCGGUCUGCCCUGGAAAAGGGCUCCGACGAGCUCAAAAUUGACACGUUGCGGAAGAUCAUCGUGUCCACUAUCAAUGGCAAUGCAUUGCCAACGUUAAUGAUGCCGAUAAUCCAAUUCGUUAUGCCUUCACGGAACAAGCAAUUAAAGAAAUUGCUGCACUUUUACUGGGAGGUGUGCCCCAAGUAUGAUGACAACGGGAAGCUGAAGCAGGAGAUGAUUCUCGUCGUAAACGCAAUCCGGAAUGACCUGCAACACCCCAACGAAUAUAUCCGCGGUGCAAGCCUCCGUUUCCUCCAGAAGAUCGCGAAGGAUGCUGAACUCCUGGAACCCCUUAUCCCUACCUGCCGCUCUUGUCUCGAGCACCGACACUCGUACGUUCGCAAAAACGCCGUCUUCGCCCUGUAUUCCAUCUACCGAGAGUUCGAAAACCUGAUACCCGACGCGGCGGAGCUCAUGUACACCUUCCUCAUCGCGGAGAGCGACUCCUCCUGCAAACGCAAUGCUUUCGUCUUCCUCGCGCAUUGCGCCAUGCCCAAAGCCGUUGAAUACAUCCUGAGCAUAUACGACACCAUCGGCACACUAGAUGAAGCCUUGCAAAUGAGCAUAAUCGAGAUUAUCCGUCUGGAUUGCAAGAAUGACUCUGCCCAUCGCUCUCGGUACAUCCGAUGCAUUUUCGAGCUCCUUAACGCGUCCUCACAUGCCGUCAAGUACGAAGCUGCCACUACGCUCACGACCCUUACCCAAAACCCUGCUGCUGUUAAGGCUGCUGCGUCUUGCCUUAUCAAUCUCGUCAUCAAGGAAUCCGACAACAACGUGAAACUCAUCGUCCUAGACCGACUGGAGAAUCUGCGCGCCAAGCAUGGUCAUGUUCUCGACGGUCUCAUCAUGGAUGUGCUACAGGUCUUGUCAAGUGCCGAUAUGGAGGUUCGCAGGAAGGCGAUUGGCAUCGUUCUGAGUAUGACUUCAAGCCGGAACGUCGAAGAGGUGGUGUUAUUCCUGAAGAAGCAGCUGCAGAAAACACAAGAGGCCGACUUUGAGAAGGCACCUGAAUACCGACAACUGCUUAUCCAGUCUAUCCAUGUCACCGCGAUCAAGUUCUCUGAGGUUGCGGCCAGCGUCGUCCAUGCCCUGAUGGAUUUCCUCGGAGAUUCAAACAACCCUUCCGCGCUCGACGUCGUCGCAUUCGUCAGGGAGGUCGUCGAGAAAUUCCCCCAUCUCCGCGCAGCCAUCUGCGAGAAACUCAUCUCAACUCUCUCCGACAUCAAGUCCGGCAAAGUUUUCCGGGGCGUCCUCUGGAUCCUUGGCGAAUACGUCGAGUCUCUACCCGAUAUCCAGGUCGCGAUGCGUGAAAUUAGGAAGGUCCUCGGCGAGAUCCCGAUUCUGGCAUCAGAGCAACGGCUGUUGGACGAGGCAGGUGGUGACGGAGAGGGCGAAGAAGAGAAGGAGAAGGAGAAGCCGAAGGAGCCCAGCAGUCGGCCGAAGGUCCUCGCGGAUGGAACGUAUGCGACGGAGACGGCAUAUACGAGCGCGAGUACGGCGAGGUUAGAGGCUGUUAAGGCUGCUGCGAAGCCGCCAUUGAGGACACUGAUCCUCGGCGGAGACUUCUUCACUGGUGCUGUUUUGGCUGCUGCCCUUACUAAGCUUGUCCUCCGAUUCGGUGAGAAGACAACAGAUAAAGUGGCUUCGAACUCUCUUCGUGCUGAGUCGAUGCUUAUAAUGGCCUCGAUCAUCCGCGUUGGUCAAUCCAAAUUUGUGAAUGUUCAAAUCGACGAAGAUUCGAAUGAACGCAUCAUGAACUGCAUCCAAACUCUGAGCGAACUCAAGUCAGAGCCUGCAGUCCACGAAGUGUUCUUGCAAGACACAAAGACCGCGUUCUCGAAGAUGCUUGGUGCACAGGAGAAACGGGCAGCGGAAAAGAAGGAAGCCGAGACCACGAAGGCUGUUGCCGUCCAAGUCGACGACCUCCUCUCGUUCAGACAGUUCUCAAAGAAGACGGCGGACGAAGCCAUAGAUUACGAUGAGGACGUUGGUCGUGCUACCGGUGCAGGGGAGGUGCAGGAGGACUUCAUGUCGAGCCUGAGCCGGAUCUCACAGCUUACCGGUUUCUCAGACCCUAUAUAUGCGGAGGCAUACGUCAAGAUGCAUGGCUUCGACAUUCUUCUGGACGUCCUACUAGUUAACCAAACGCCAAACACGAUGCAAAACCUUUGCUUGGACUUCGCAACCCUUGGAGACCUCAAGAUCGUCGAACGGCCAGCUGUCUACACCCUCGCUCCUCAUGGGUUUCAGAGCAUCAAGGCCACCAUCAAGGUUUCAUCGACGGAAACUGGUGUAAUUUUUGGUAGCAUCCUCUGGGAAGGACCCAACAUGUCGGAGGCCUGCGUAAUCUUGAACGAUAUCCAUAUCGAUAUUAUGGACUACAUCAAGCCCGCGUACUGUAAUGAAGCUCAGUUCCGAAGUAUGUGGACCGAGUUUGAGUGGGAGAACCGCGUCAACGUCAACAACCCAAUGUCCGAUCCGCGCGAGUACCUCAAGCACGUCAUGAAGGCCACCAACAUGUCCUGCCUCACACCCGAAGGUGCCCUUUCGGGCGAAUGCGACUUCCUUUCUGCGAACAUGUAUGCCCGAAGUCUGUUCGGCGAGGACGCCCUGGCCAACCUCAGCGUCGAACGUACAGAAGCUGGCACCAUCACUGGCCACGUGCGCAUUCGCAGCAAAACGCAAGGCAUUGCUCUCUCGUUGGGUGACAAGAUUACAAUGGCCCAAAAGGAUAAUAAACCUCUGACGGUGUAG